Molecule: messenger RNA, 309 nt
Organism: Haemonchus placei
Lineage: Eukaryota; Metazoa; Nematoda; Chromadorea; Rhabditida; Trichostrongylidae
Source: the annotation of a GenBank genome assembly
AUGUGUUUUACGUCAGGCCGUUUCAUUCCAGGUUGCGCUGCUUAUCCAACAUUCACUCAAAAUCUCGAUAACAGAAUGGAAUUGAUUUUGGUCCUUACAACGCAGGCUGAACGACUGCACAAUGAAGAGAGCAAAGCUGAAGAAAAGGAAGUUUGUACGAUCUGGCAGGAAUUGAUCACUGAGCCAUUAGCACGGCAGCGUAGAGAAUUGACAAUGAACCAUCUCAGACCUUUGAUAGUCUUCGAAUUCUUGCCGACUAAUUCGCAGAAGAGUGGACCAUGCUUCCGAGUCCCUGGUACAAGCACCUAG